Molecule: messenger RNA, 4455 nt
Organism: Lonchura striata (white-rumped munia)
Lineage: Eukaryota; Metazoa; Chordata; Aves; Passeriformes; Estrildidae
Gene: GPRC5B
Product: G protein-coupled receptor class C group 5 member B
Biological process (GO): G protein-coupled receptor signaling pathway
Cellular component (GO): plasma membrane; extracellular exosome; intracellular membrane-bounded organelle
Molecular function (GO): protein kinase activator activity; protein kinase binding; G protein-coupled receptor activity
Source: RefSeq, a predicted model, not a curated record
GCCGCCCUCGGCCGCAGCAGACAGCGGACAGAAAAAUGAAAACCUACCCAGCCAUUGGUUUCUUCCUCCUCUUGGUGAUCAGCUAUGGCUCUUCAGAGAACUCCAGCACCCCUCGAGGGUGCGGGCUGGACCUGCUCCCGCAGUACGUGUACCUGUGUGACCUGGAUGCCAUCUGGGGGAUCGUUCUGGAGGCCGUGGCGGGGGCGGGUGUGCUGACCACCUUACUGCUGAUGCUGAUUUUGCUGGUGAGGCUGCCCUUCAUCAAGGACAAAGAGAAGAAGAGCCCCCUGGGAAUGCACUUCCUCUUUCUCUUUGGGACUCUGGGACUGUUUGGGCUGACGUUUGCUUUCAUCAUCCAGGAAGAUGAAAUGGUGUGCUCCACCCGAAGGUUCCUGUGGGGAGUUAUCUUUGCUUUGUGCUUCUCCUGCUUGCUAGCCCAAGCCUGGAGGCUUCGCAGACUCGUUCGCCACGGGAAGAGCCCGUCUGGCUGGCACCUGGCCGGGGUGGCCACCUGCCUGAUGCUGGUGCAGGUCAUCAUUGCAACCGAGUGGCUGAUCCUGACCAUUGUCAGAGAUAACAAGCUGGCCUGCAGCUACGAGCCCAUGGAUUUUGUGAUGGCUUCCAUUUACGUUAUGUUCCUGAUGGUAUUUACCAUGGGAUUUUCGUUUUUCACUCUCUGUGGGAAGUUUAAGAAAUGGAAGAAGAACGGAGUAUGCCUCAUUAUAACCCUUUUCUUUUCCAUUCUGAUCUGGGUAGCCUGGAUGACUAUGUACCUCUUCGGUAAUGCCAAGCUCCAGAGAAGAGACAAAUGGAGUGAUCCCACUCUGGCUAUUGCACUGGUGUCCAGUGGCUGGGUGUUUGUUAUUUUUCAUGCCAUCCCAGAGGUCCACUGUACCAUCCUUCCAUCACAGCAGGAAAACACACCCAAUUAUUUUGACACUUCACAGCCAAGGAUGCGUGAAACCGCUUUUGAGGAAGAUAUACAGCUUCCUCGGAGCUACAUGGAAAAUAAAGCCUUUUCAAUGGAUGAACAUAAUGCAGCGCUAAGAACAGCAGGAUUUCGGAACGGCAGUUUGGGAAGCCGGCCUAGUGCUCCUUUUAGAAGCAAUGUUUAUCAGCCAACUGAGAUGGCAGUUGUGCUAAAUGGUGGGACUAUACCAACUGCUCCGCCAAGUUACACUGGACGACACCUCUGGUGAAAGGCUGUAGGCUGUAGAGAGUAAGAAUCCCUGUUGCAGAUGUUGUUCCCUGGCAGUGUGUCUUUGAGGGAAGGAAUCCAUAACAGUACCAGAACAAAGCAACAAAACAUCCAGGAUCUUUCUAAGUCCUACUGAGGAUUUUGCCUAAAUGUGAACACCGUUGACUGGAGAAUUGCAAAAGCAAAACUGUAAAACCGAAGCUGAAUCUAAUUUAAAACAGAAGUAGGCACACCUUAAAUUGGCAGAGGGGAUAUUGUAUUCUGAAGUGUGAGAUAUUCUCCUGUCUGUAACUUGUGUGCCAGGCAAGCCUGGUUUAGGUGGUUGCCAGUUGCUUGCAAAAUACCUUCCUCUCACCUAAAGUUAAUUCAUGUUGCCACAAGAGAUUGCCACUACAGUGUGAAAACACGCGGGGUUUCUCUCCGUUUCUCUCCUUUUCCCGUCGUGUUUCGCCAUGAGGAGCCCCGCGCAGUUGUGAGCAGCCCCACGCCGCUGCGGCAGGCGCGGUCCGCGCUGUGCGGGCGCUCUCCGCGCUCCCUGCGGAGCGCCCCGCGGCUCCCCGGCCCGGGGAUGGACCCGGCACGCAGCCCCGGGCCGGCUGCGAGCCCCAGGCCCGCCCGGGGGAUGUUCUGGCCAGGGCUGGCAGCAGCCGAGGAGGGGAGGAAGGCGCUGCGCCGGGCUGGGGUCAGGCAGGGCUGGCAGCGCAGGGGUGAGACCCCGAGCCCCGUUCGUACGAGCGGGCCGCUCCCCUCGACUGCAGUUGUUCGUGCAUUUACAUGUGGUUGUGCAUUUAGUGCCUAGAGAGUAGAAUCUCUGUGCUGGAGGUGGUUUGUUGUUGUUUUUGUUUAUUUAAGGUGGUUUCUUCCCUAGUCUUCCCCUCCCCAUCCAUUUUCUUGAGUUGAUACAAGGCAGACUUUUCAAAGCUUUUCAUCUUCGUUUUUUCCAGGUUAUUUAAACGGUUCCCAUUGCCCAUUUGUUGUGCCACGGUUUUUCAUUAUGUUCAAGCAAUCAUUCCUUUCUUUAACAUUUAAUACAUAUCGGACAUUGAAAACAUCACUGUAUCCUCACUGUUUGGCCAAUGUUAAUCUUAGCUUUCCUCAAUACUAAAAGCUAAUUGUUUUUACUUGAAGGCAUAGGAAACGUAUAACAAUUAAACUUUGCAUAUGCUGUAAUAAAAAUAUAUAUUUUCAAACUAAAAAAAAAAGUACAAAUAACUGAAUAGCUUAGUAGCUUCACAGAGAGAAGUUACUUGCUGUAUACUGCAGAAGAAAGACAAGCUUUUUAUUUUUCAAGAGUCUUCCUGAUCCCUCAUGUACCUCCAUUUCUACUGAAUUAGGAGCCUAGUCCUGCAGACCUGUACUCCCACGAUUAGUCCCAUCGACACCAGUAGGUCUUCAUAAGGUACAGAGGCUGCAAGACCAGUCCCUAAGUGUUGCACACAGAUAUAUGUAUAUAUAUAUAUAUGGAAAAAUAUCUAUUGCCAUUCUUGCCAUGAUCAUCUUAUGGGGUUUUAUUUCAAAGCCCUUCUCCUCCAGAAGCAAUGUUUUUCUGUCAUGCAUGAGUGAAGGAGUCAUGUCAGCUCCCCCCUGCCCUCCCCUCCUCGAGGCAAAGGAAGCAUGUGCUUGUUUUAGGGAUCCUUUAUUUCAUUUUGUAUGUAACUAGAUGGCCUUAGUAAGCAAGUAGGGUAGGGGUGGAUAUUGCAUGCUAUCCAGUGACUUAGAAAUACAUUUUGCUUGUUAUGAGCAGAGCUUUGAUCAAAUAAGGUAUUUAAGAUAAUGAUAGCCGCCCAGAAGACACGUAAUUUGGAACAAUAAAAAAACUAUUACCACCACUUGCCUGCAGAAUUUUGCUUUUUAAAAUCAGUUAGAAAAAAAACCCUCAUAAAACUCUUACCAUAAAAACAUAUAAGAUGACCAUGGCAUAAAUGGUAGGACAGGUUUCUUUUAAAAAGUUUAUCAUGCUACAACCAAGACUUAUGAAUUAUAAUACACAUUUUACAGACCUUUGACAAAAUCUAUACAGGACAUUGUUAUCGUAAGAAACUUUCUUUUUCUUUUUCUAGAUGUGACUGAAUUGAUAAAUAGAAUUCCCAAUCCUGCUUUUGAUGAAGUUCUUUGGAAUUUCAGGGCUUAUGCAAAGAUAUGGCCAGAUCUUACAAACUGCAAUUCACAUGACUAGUCUCGCUGGGUUAGUCAUGUGGACUAUUCACUGAAUUAAAAAUUAGUAGGAUUGGGUUCAAAGUGUGGUGGUGAAAGUGUGGCAAUAGAUUUAGGAGGGUCUUUAUUUUCCAACUUUAUACAAUUAGUAAUGAGCAACUUUUUUUUGUAAGUCACUAGUCUGUGAUGUAAAAUGCUCCAAAAUAAAACUGUAAUUGAAGAAAGGCACCUUUAUGUUAACUUAUAUUUUUGUUACAGUAUUUACUUUUGCCUUUUUUGAAAGUUUUCUAGAAUGUAGAGCAUCUGUGAACAACAUGAAUAAGUAACUAAGCACAAGCCUUUCACAGUUCUCCUGAUUAUAAUUAGCUUUUAUACUAUAAAAGCUACUAUGUUGUCCCUUGAUGGUUAUGUGCUCAUGGUGUUUCCAUGCAGAAAAAGGAAAUCAAAAAGCAUCUGACAAAAGCAUGUUAGCAAAACAAGAUUUAAAAUGACCAGCUUUUGAUCAGUGGCAGGAAAAGAGUUCCAAGUCCUACAGAUCGUGUCCUGCUUUCAGAUGGGUUGAGGGUGUUUGAUACUUGCCAGAAAAUAUGUAGCAUCUUCAGAAGAACACUCUCAACACAUCCAGCUGUUUCUAUAAACAAGGUACAUGAAAUACUAUAGAAUUAGCUGUUUCUGCUUUUAGUCUAAACACAGGCAUCUUGGUUGGCUUUGUUUGAGCUCGAUGCCUUGGGUCUAACCAAAGGCCAUACAAAAGGGAGCAUUGUAGCUUUUAUAAUAAAACAAUUGGAUUAUUCUACCAACUUACAGGAUUACAAAGCAGGUGCUUUUUAUUAAUUGAUGAGAGCUAAAGCUCAUUUUUGAUAGAUAAUAUAUAUUUAUUAAAUGUAUUAAUGUGUAUUUUAUAACGUACCCUUUUUUCCGCUGAUUGUUGCAUACUGGUAUCUUAUUAAGGACAUCUUUAAAGGAUUUUCAAGACAAUCAAUGUGUACCAUGAUGACUGUACAUAAGUAUACAAAACUACAAAGGUUGUAAAGCAUGGGCAAAUGUUUUAUUUUCAAAAUGCUGUUCUUAACGAGAAUAAAGGCUUUACUAUUUACUUACAA